AUGUCUCCCGCAUCUGUUGCAUCGGAGCCCGCACCCAACAACACAGAGGAACUGUCCAGUCUCAAUGACCAAACUCAGAAGGGACCAUAUCAAACGGUGACAGAGACGGUGACAGAAACGAAGACUACAACGACGACUAUAACAAAGACCGAAACCAAGACCAAGAUGUCGCCCACCGUAGCGCUCAAUACCCCGCACUCAUUCAUGCCAACACUCGAUCAAAGUCACGCGGUCUCAAGAAAACGAAAGGCAGAGGAGACACAUGGAGAGUCAUCCAAGAAGAACAAGAACUCCGACGAAAUCCUGGACAGAGAGAAACAGGACAGUGUGUAUCUCCGCCAAGAGUUAUCACCUGAACAGCUGCGCAACUCACCGUACGAUGGCGCUGUUACUACACGAUCUGUCGGGACCCAAACCACGGAUAUGGACAGCCCAAGGCCUUUCCUGCCCUUCCUGCAUACGGACGAGUCAUUGAUCAGGAUGAAGCCACCGUAUCAAGGAGGGUACAUAAGAUUUGACUCGGAUACGGAGGAGGAGGCGGAGGCGAUCUGA
Molecule: messenger RNA, 552 nt
Organism: Pyrenophora tritici-repentis Pt-1C-BFP
Lineage: Eukaryota; Fungi; Ascomycota; Dothideomycetes; Pleosporales; Pleosporaceae
Source: RefSeq, a predicted model, not a curated record